UACCAUAUUACCCCUCAUCCCCUCCUAACCGUUAUGCGUUUCACCCUGCAACAGCCCCAAAAUAACAUAGUCAUUUCCAAACCGAUCAAGGAAAUUCCCGUCAUUUCACCCUCACCCCUCGCUACUUCAGGGAAAAACCAUCAGUCAAAGAGGUGCUUCCUUUGCAACUCUCAAGUUGGUUUUUUUUUGGAUCAAAUCAUGGCGUCUUCUUCCUCUCAUCCGGUCCUGAAACCAGAAAUCGGCGGCGUUGGAUGUGGUGGCGGAAGCAGCGGAGGUGGUGGUGGAGAGAGUUCAGAGGCGGCAGUGAUAGCGAACGAUCAGUUAUUACUGUACAGAGGACUAAAGAAGCCAAAGAAAGAGAGAGGAUGCACUGCAAAAGAACGUAUUAGCAAGAUGCCUCCUUGCACUGCUGGUAAACGUAGCUCUAUUUACCGUGGUGUCACCAGGCAUAGAUGGACUGGUCGAUAUGAAGCACAUCUUUGGGAUAAGAGUACAUGGAACCAGAAUCAGAAUAAGAAGGGAAAGCAAGUAUACUUGGGGGCAUAUGAUGAUGAGGAAGCUGCAGCUAGGGCAUACGAUCUUGCUGCUUUAAAAUAUUGGGGCCCUGGAACACUCAUUAAUUUUCCAGUUACUGAUUAUAAGAGAGAUCUUGAAGAAAUGCAAAAUGUCUCAAGAGAAGAGUAUCUGGCAUCUCUUCGGAGAAAGAGCAGUGGUUUUUCAAGAGGGCUCUCGAAGUACCGUGCACUAUCUAGUCGAUGGGACUCAUCUUGUAGUCGUAUGCCUGGAUCUGAAUACUGCAGUAGUGUAAACUAUGGUGCAGGUGAUGAUCACGCAGCCGAAAGUGAAUAUGGUGGCAGUUUUUGUAUUGAGAGGAAGAUAGAUCUGACAUGCUAUAUUAAAUGGUGGAAUUCCCACAGCACUCGUCAAGUGGAAUCCAUCAUGAAGUCAUCAGAAGAUACUAAACAUGGCUGUCCUGACGACAUUGGCAGUGAACUUAAAACAUCAGAACGAGAAGUAAAGUGCACCCAGCCAUACCAGAUGCCUCAUUUAGGCUUAUCUGUUGAAGGAAAAGGGCAUAAAGGUUCUACAAUAUCUGCCUUGAGUAUUUUGUCACAAUCAGCUGCUUACAAGAGCUUACAAGAGAAGGCAUCAAAAAAGCAAGAAACCAGCACUGAAAAUGAUGAGAAUGAAAACAAAAAUACUGUCAACAAAAUGGACCGUGGCAAAGCAGUAGAGAAGUCCACAAGUCAUGAUGGUGGUAGUGAGAGGCUGGGAGCUACAUUAGGAAUAACUGGGGGAUUGUCUCUUCAAAGAAAUGUGUACCCAUCGACUCCUUUCUUGUCUGCUCCUCUUCUGACCAACUACAACACAAUCGAUCCCUUAGUCGACCCCAUUCUUUGGACAUCUCUUGUUCCUGCUCUUCCUACUGGACUUUCUCGAAAUCCUGAGGUCACAAAGACUGAGACCAGUUCAACUUAUAGCUUCUUUCGACCAGAGGAGUGAUGGUGUCUCACCUUGCAUUCCGCAUUUUACCAAAAGACAUAUUUUCCUUUUAAUCGGGAAAAGAAGGAGCAGAAAUUAGGGAGAUUUUAGCAUCAGAUCCCUGAGAAAGCCAGAGGUUCCUUGUAACCUGUGAAAAAUGCAGAUAUUUGGAAGAUUUCAGUGUGGCAAAUCCCAGGAAAAGUGUCCUAUUUUCCUUUUGAGAUGAGGCUUCUACUUCUUUUCAGUAGGUUUGUUAUACGUUCCAGAAAAUAUACAAAGGAAAAUACUAAUGUAUAUGUACAUUAAUUACAUGUAGAAUUUCUGAGGAUGAACUACACGAAGUUUCAUAAUAUGUAAAUUAAAUUUGUGCCAUAAAGUUGGAAACUUGGAUGCUCAGAAUUUUAUUA
This is a messenger RNA of Populus nigra (black poplar), 1889 nucleotides long. Its product is annotated as AP2-like ethylene-responsive transcription factor At2g41710. NCBI's taxonomy places the organism in Eukaryota, Viridiplantae, Streptophyta, Magnoliopsida, Malpighiales, Salicaceae. Gene Ontology annotation, molecular function: DNA-binding transcription factor activity; DNA binding. The coding region runs from base 34 to 1503 and encodes 489 amino acids. The record is from RefSeq and is a predicted model, not a curated record. Gene Ontology annotation, biological process: regulation of DNA-templated transcription. The transcript has 9 exons.